UGCCACACGUUCCAGACUGCAGAUCUGCUCCGCCGCCUCCACGCAUCAAAUCUGCUUCGUUCUUUGCUGAUUGUAGCUGCUCCAGACUCCGACUACAGUGCUCCACGGCGACACUACUCCACGACGAACAGCACUGCCUCACGACUCCACUACGGUCGACGAACAGCACUGGCCAGAUUUUUUUUUUUUUUUUUUUGAAGAAUUCUGUUUAAAAUCUUCGGUUAACCCAACCCAAAAAACUUUGGUUCGGUUUCAACAGUUAAAGGAUUUGAAAAAUUCCGUUAAUUCGGCUAACGGACCGAUUAAUGGAAUGUAGUUGUACACCCCUAUCUAAUUCUUCUUAAUUUUAUUUGAACAAAAUUACCCCCUUUCCCUUUCUAAACCCUACCCUUCUCUUUCUCUCGGCUCUGCCUCUCUCUCCCGCGGCAAUCGGCGAUCAGCAACUCUUUUGUUCGGAAACCGUUAAAACAGGCUCGGUCCUCCGGUCAGCCCACCCCCUAGUGCUUCACGGUGCCUGCUCCAACGAGUCAGCGAGUCAUCUCGCCCAAUCUGGAAUGAGAAUGAACCUUGGCAAACCAAUUUAAGAACAAGGAUUUGGAGUGGAUGUUACAGUCCUAAUUGCAUAUAAAACCACUGAAGGAGGAAUAAGACCGAGGAUGUAUAGCUGGUUUGCUAACUUAUCACAGAUCUGCGUGGACUAGAGAUAAAGAGGAGAAUAUAUGGAUUCUGAUGUGGAUCAUUAUGAUGUACUGGGUUUACCCUCUGGUGAGGAAGGAGCUAAACUUUCAGAGAAAGAGAUAUCUAAAGCAUACCGGUUAAAAGCAUUGGAGUUGCACCCGGACAAGAGACCAGACGAUCGUAAUGCACAUGCCAAUUUCCAGAGGUUGAAGACUUCAUACGAAGUUCUUAAGGAUGAGAAAGCCAGGAAACUAUUUGAUGAUCUACUCCGGGUCAAACGUGACAAGAUUAGACGCCAAUCUCAACAUGAUUCAAAGCGAAGGAAAAUGAUGUCAGAUCUCGAGGAGAGAGAACGUGCUUCUUUUGAACCUGAUCCACGUAAGAAAGCUCAAGAUGAGGAAGAACGCAUUGCUAGAAAACUAAAAGAGGAAAUUGCCAAAAUUCGUGCAAUGCAUGCUAACAAAGCUUCUGCUACUACACCAUCGCCAAUGAAGAAAGAGACAGCAGCAGGGGGGGAUAAGGAGAGCACCGGAGGUGGUAGUAGGAGUAGUCUAGAUAAAGAGAAGGUACUUAAAGUAACAUGGGAGAAGAUCGGUGUAGAUUAUACUGCCCAACAAUUGACGGAACUGUUUGGGCAAUUCGGUGAGGUAGAAGAUGUAGUCAUAAAAAGCUCCAGGAAGAAAGGGUCGGCUCUCGUUGUCAUGACAUCUAAAGAUGCAGUUGCCGCUGCCUGUGGGAAUGUGUUGGGAGAUCUUUCAAAUCCCCUCUUAGUAGUGCCUCUCGUGCCAUCUAACCCCCCAUAUGCAUCCCCUCCCUUUUCUAGCGCGUCCAAAGGUCCCUUUUCUAGCGCGCCCAAAGAUGUAGAAGAACCAAACGGCCCAGCAUUCACUAACCUUGUUGGCGCGGGGUAUAAGUCAUUUGAAGAUGCGGUAUUAGAGAAGAUGAGAAAGGCAGCUCAAAGGCAAAAAUAAGGUAUUCAAUCAUCAACGAAUUUGAUUUAUUGACAGUGGUUAGGAGGGAUUAUUGCCAGAAAUUGUGUUGCUUAUAAUAUAGACAUAUUGAGUGAUCUGUUUUCACUCAACAGCUAUGCCUCAUUGUAUUUUUACCUAGAAUAUCAGCUUGAAUCUUUGCUGUCAACCUUUGUAUACCAACUUCCAUAGUCUGUCAUAGUGACUUUUAUAAUUUUAAAAAGUUGAAUUUGGUACAAAUAGCAUGGGUAGUUUGGAUCAGAGUACAUA
This is a messenger RNA of Ipomoea nil (Japanese morning glory), 1916 nucleotides long. RefSeq names its product dnaJ homolog subfamily C member 17. The record is from RefSeq and is a predicted model, not a curated record. Gene Ontology annotation, molecular function: RNA binding. Lineage: Eukaryota; Viridiplantae; Streptophyta; Magnoliopsida; Solanales; Convolvulaceae. The transcript has 3 exons. The coding region runs from base 720 to 1649 and encodes 309 amino acids.